AUAGUACUUUUGUCCUUUGAUCGGUAUAUGGCCAUUUGUAAACCGUUAAGUUAUAGGGCAACGACAUCUAGGGCCAAAAGGAUGAUAGCCAUCGCGUGGAUAAUGGCCUUUAUCUUCGCUAUACCACAACUUUUAAUAUUUGUUCAAACAGUUGAUGGGGUUCAUCCAGACGGCCAGAACAAAUAUGGCUGCCGAUCUCGUGGAUAUACCGCUAACUGGCAAAGAAAGAUUUAUUUCACGUUUAUGACACUGUAUAUAUUGGUUAUUCCCGCCAUUUUAAUUUCUUAUUUUUACAUCAAUCUGGUUAUGGUCGUGUGGAGACAGGGUAAAGUGAUAACGGGAUCCAAAGAUAACUGUCCAUUAAGGCGGUCUAUAGCGGAUAAAAAAGCCAUCCCCAGAGCCAAAAUAAAAACCAUUAAAAUGACCUUCACCAUUAUAGCCAGUUUCAUAGUGUGCUGGACGCCAUAUUUUGUGACAACUCUGAUACGAAUAUUUAGUAAUUACACUUACACUAUUCCAGCUGCCGUGGUGGCUUUUGUGGAAACACUUGCCCUGUUCCAAAGCGCUCUUAAUCCUCUGUGGUACGGAUUCUUUAAUAUUAAGCUGAAACGUGGUCUAAUGGAAGUGUUCUGCCCCAGUAAAUUGAUGGCUGCCAAUCGCGGGGUUAGUUUUAAAUCGAACGGACUGACGGAAUGCAUGUCUGUUACCGAAGAAUACCAGGCAUUACACGCUAGCAAACGCCAUUCAGGGAGAUAUCGGGAGAAUUCGUCUACAUCGAGUAGCGGAUCUCACGAACGUCUCAGUUUACGUUCGCCAGCUACGAUAAUAACAGAGGAAAAUAAAAACGGAUUUAAAUUGCGCGUUAGGUUUGCUAUAAAGGAUUCCCCUAAACUUUCCGAGCACUGUUCGGUUCUGUGUGAUAACGGUGAUUGCAGGGUAAAUGAUGUGCCUACUAACAGUGUCAGUGUGAAAACCUCGUGUAUGUGACGAUGAAAAUCUCGUGUAUGUGACGAUGGAUUUUGUGGAAUUAGCUGUUCAUGUGAUUUACCGUGACCGCAGUGACUUUCUCCGUAUAUUAAUCAACUGCGGUCUGAAAAUCUGUUUACAGGGAGAAAUGUAUUCAGAGUUUUCUCCCAUUGUGAUAUUUGUUUUUUUUUCUCUUGUAAUUUAUUGUUAUUGUAUUGUAUUAGGCACAUGCGACAACACACAGGAGUCACCAUCUAUUGUGCGCAUGCGUUAAUCAUAUGCGUGUGUGUUGCAUUUAUUAUAUUAUAUUACUAUCUACAUGUAUAUUCGCCAUAUGGAGGAGUAGGCACGACGAUUCCAAAAAAGGGUUAAGGUUAGAAAAAGGGUUAGGAUUAGGGUUGAUCACGUUUCCACUAUGCUAAUGAGACAUGCGCAUGCGUGCGUAUGCGCACAGCAGAUGAUGACUUGUAUAGACCUAAGUGUAUUUGUUCUUACAAAGAAAAUGUCAGAUGUCUAUUACAAACUAAUAUGAUGUUUAACCACUUUCCACAAGAAAAUAAAUUUACUUAAUUUUGAACUCAUGAUGUUCAGUAUUACCCUGGACCAGACAUGAUCAUCCAGUUAUGUUCCAUGUGCCAAAACACUAUCCGUACGCUUUCAAAUGUACCAUAUAACUUCAAACGAUACCGCCGUCAGACCUGGGUCGCGUCCUUACUGCGCUGCUUCGGCGACGGAAAAUGGUCUCUGAGGGCGUCAAUAUCGCCAUGUGCGUCAUAAAAGCGUGGUGGAAACGCCAAAUAUCGUACUGUGGUCUCCAUGAUCGCCGAAUCACGGUGUUUGUUUUGGGCAUGUUCAGAGUAAACGCCAAGGUUCUGCGAUCUGGACUGGAAAACUGUGAGAACUCCGACUUUUUUCAAGUUUGUAAUACUUUGGGACAUUUUCGCACGUUGUGCUCACGUUUGCCGGCGACAUUGUGCAUUUUCUGGUCGCUGUACGGUCGCUGUAGCGCAGUAAGGACGCCACCCCUGUCUGACGGGGGCAUUAUGAAGAUGACUUUCAAGAAAGAACAGAUUUGCUUGUGUGCUAAAAUAAUCGGACGGUAGUCAUUGGUGUUACAUUGAUCUUAAGGCGGUUUCUAGAACGUGAAAUGCACCACUAUGGUCCGAUGUAGCAUAUGGGAUGGACCUAUGUGGCAUUUUGAUUUCUCCAGUGUUGCACUUA
Molecule: messenger RNA, 2187 nt
Organism: Patella vulgata (common limpet)
Lineage: Eukaryota; Metazoa; Mollusca; Gastropoda; Patellidae
Product: cardioacceleratory peptide receptor-like
Exons: 2
Biological process (GO): G protein-coupled receptor signaling pathway
Cellular component (GO): membrane
Molecular function (GO): G protein-coupled receptor activity
Source: RefSeq, a predicted model, not a curated record